AUGGAAUCAACAGGAAUCACUAGAAAAUCCUUGAAUGAAUUUACACCACCUCAAAAACGUAUUCUAUCUGUGUCAAACAGUAAUAUACCUCAAAAACUUAUGAAAGUUCAACAUGUCUCAAGCAAGACAGAUUAUAAUGAAAAUAGACAAGGCCAUGUUCAACAACGUUGUGUAUUAUGUCGUUCGAAGCAAGUUCGAAAACAACCUACUUAUUUUUGUCGGAUAUGUCCUGAUAAACCUGCUUUGUGUUAUCCAGACUGUUUUGAUGCAUUUCAUAGUAAAAUAUAG
This is a messenger RNA of Rotaria socialis, 288 nucleotides long. The record is from the annotation of a GenBank genome assembly. NCBI's taxonomy places the organism in Eukaryota, Metazoa, Rotifera, Eurotatoria, Philodinida, Philodinidae.